ACGCGUGCAAAGAUUUUAAUAAUUUCAUUUAAAUUUUAUAAUAAUACAUAUGUCAUAGUUAUUAUAUCUAUUCUGUGAUUUUUCUAAUUAAUUUUGAUUUUUGAAAAGUUGUUGUUUAUGCAAGUCUGAUAUUUACUAAAAUAUUCCUAGCUAGGCUUAAUUAAUUACAAUUCUCUUUAAGUAUCGUAAUAAUUUUUACUUCCUAGUUUUUUCUUUUUACUUCAUAUUUCCUUAAUUAGUGUUGGUUUAAUUUAAGUAAUUGUCUUACUUUUUGUUUGUUUAUUUAUAAUAUAUCAAAGUGCAAUUUCAAAAUGUCGUCAUCAGAACUGGCAAAUCGGUCUUCACUGAUCUACCCUCGUAUGCUUGGCUACGUAGCUACCCUGGUGCUGCAUGUCAUCACAGCUGUUCACAUUACCACCACAUUCACCAGGGAAGCGGCGAACGAUGCAGCUGUGAAGGAAUUCCAUGAUAACCAGCACAAGUUUAUGACUGUUUGGAAUGUUUACAUGCAAAUGUUAUACGCAGCACUUGGCUUAUCAUGCGACGUGCUAUCUCUCUCCAAUGAAGGGAAGAUCAGCUCUCUUCAGCAGACCUUGAAGAAGAUACGAGACCCUAUGUUCUCUAAUAUCGUCUGGCCGUACGCUUUUACAACAUCCUUCGUCUUCUGGUCAGCCUACUCCUAUGAUAGAAGCCUGAUCCUCCCACCUUCAGUAGACCAGACAUUAACGUGGGGAGCCAACCACGUGAUCCAUACUGCCAUCAUGCCAGUAGUACUGUGGGAGCUGGUCUUCCGACCUCGGAAGACUCCGGAAACCCAUAUGGCUAAUCUGAUGAUGAUGUAUGGGUAUGCUGCUGGUUACUUGACCGUUAUCGUGUCCUCCUACAUGAACACUGGUACCUGGGUGUACCCUAUACUGAACAUUCUGUACGGCACUAUAUACUUUUAUAUAUUUCUAGGAGUAUCAGUACUUUUAACACAAAUAUUCUAUAGUAUGCAGUGGUAUGUCACUAGCAUUCUUUGGAAAAACUUAAAAGACAUUAAAAAAGUUAAUUAAUAUUGUAUUUUGAGUUUCAUUUAGUAUGUAUUUUUUAGUUAAUUUGCAGAAAGCAGGAUGUUGUCAAUUUCCGGUUCUGAAGACUAAAAUCAGAUGUAAAAUAAAUAAAUAUUUUAAUUAUAUUACAUGCAAUGUGAUUUAAAUUAAACAAAAUCUGCGUCUAA
Molecule: messenger RNA, 1219 nt
Organism: Helicoverpa zea (corn earworm)
Lineage: Eukaryota; Metazoa; Arthropoda; Insecta; Lepidoptera; Noctuidae
Product: androgen-dependent TFPI-regulating protein-like
Exons: 5
Coding region: 312-1055 (247 amino acids)
Cellular component (GO): membrane; endomembrane system
Source: RefSeq, a predicted model, not a curated record